Messenger RNA from Lodderomyces orthopsilosis Co 90-125, 2700 nucleotides. RefSeq names its product serine/threonine protein kinase (gene CLA4). The transcript has a single exon. Gene Ontology annotation, cellular component: cytoplasm. The record is from RefSeq and is a predicted model, not a curated record. Gene Ontology annotation, biological process: regulation of MAPK cascade; protein phosphorylation; intracellular signal transduction. Lineage: Eukaryota; Fungi; Ascomycota; Pichiomycetes; Serinales; Debaryomycetaceae. Gene Ontology annotation, molecular function: ATP binding; protein serine/threonine kinase activity. The coding region runs from base 1 to 2700 and encodes 899 amino acids.
AUGACUAGUGUUUAUAAUUCUGAUUUGAAGAAUCAUAGACGUGCUCCACCUCCACCACGUCCUCCGGUAGCGGCACACUCAUCAUCAUCUUUGAACUUACUGUCCACAACACUGGGAUUAGGGCUAGGUUCAAAGGGAAACACCUAUCACAACAAUAUCUCCUCCCCAACGUCCAACCAAAUUCCCAUUAGUCUUGGCUCAAACAAACGUCAAUCUGGAUGGGUACACGUGAAAGAUGAUGGUAUCUUCACAUCGUUUAGAUGGAACAAGAGAUUUAUGAAUAUGAAUGAUCGAUCGUUGAAUAUUUACAAAAAUGAACCUAGUAUAAACGAUCCAAAUAGUCCUGAAUUGUUAUUACCAUUGAAUUUGAUAAGUAAUAUAAUCUUGAAGCCACAAUCAGGACACUCCAAAAACUGUCAAUCAUUUGAAAUUAUUCCUAAAAAUUAUGGAAAAUCUAUAUUAAUUUCAGUCAAAUCAAGUAAUGAAUAUUUGGAUUGGUUAAAUGCGUUUUCAAGUAAAUGUCCUUCAGCUCAAAUUGGACAAUCUAUGAACUCAAGUAGCACAAUUGCUGGCUUACCAACAUCUUCAAUGGGAGCUGCAUCCUCGCAGUCUAGUCACAACUUAGCAUCACUAGGUGGUAGUGUGAGUGGAUCACUACAUGGCGGUAACUCUGGUGUAUCAAGUCCAAUAAAUUUUACCCACAAAGUUCAUGUUGGAUUUGAUCCUGCUAGUGGUAAUUUUACUGGAUUACCAGAAACUUGGAAAAGUUUAUUACAACAUUCCAAAAUCACUAAUGAAGAUUGGAAAAAGGAUCCUGCUGCUGUUAUUGAAGUAUUGGAAUUUUACUCUGAUAUUAACGGAUCAAAUCCUACUACACCAAUGGCUUCACCUCAAGUUAAUAUGAAUAAGAAUAUUGGUAAUACUAUUGACCACAAUUCUAAUUUACAAGAAUGGACUAAACCACCUCCAAAAAGUAGCACUACACAAUUUAAACCAACACGAUCAGCCCCUAAACCGCCACCGCCUUAUCAUUUAACUGCUCAACAACACGGAAGCGGAGGCAACGAAGCAACUGCCCCCACCACAAUAUCCCCAUUGAGUAAUUUGCUUAGUAAAAGUGUUGGAACAACAAAUGCAAAUACUACCACUGUUCCUACACCACUGGGUGAUAAGAAUGAUCUUGUUCCAGUUAGAAGAGCGCCUCCUCCACCGACAGGAUCAAGUGGAGGUAUAUCCAAGCAGCAGCAGCAGCAGCAGCAACAACAACAACAACCAUUGCGUAGUCAUCAACGUCAACAAUCUACAUCUAAACCGCAACAAGUGCCACCUUCAUUACCCGGUGGUGCUAGUUUCAACAGAACACCAACAUACAAAGUUCAUCCCGAUUUGAAGAUUCAACAAAGUAGUACUAGUCUUUCACUGGAUAAGGAAAACAUGAGUGAUGAAGGUGUCAAGCAUUACUCUCCUACAUCGAAAAAGAGUCCACUGGAAUCACAACACCCAAAUGUGUCCGUGGUGCAGUCUCAUCAACAUAAGCCACAUCAGCAACCACUCACUGGCCCAGCUGGUGCUGCGCAUUCAGUUACAAAGCCAUUAAACCCUUUAAAUGAACUGGUAAAACCAUUGCAAUUGAAAUCAAAACAGGAUCAAGGAGCACAGCGAUCUGAUCAACAACAGUCCGAACAACAAGACAAGUCAAAACCCAAACCAAAAGUGCAAUCACCUACUCAAGGUCCUGCAGUACCCAAGACCGCCAAACAAUUGAAAAAGGAACGAGAAAGAUUAAAUGAUUUGCAAAUUAUUGCUAAAUUAAAAACAGUUGUUAACAGCAACAAUCCCAAACCAUUGUUCAGAAUCAUUGAAAAAGCAGGUCAAGGAGCUUCCGGAAACGUUUAUUUGGCAGAGACGAUUUCCCAAGGUAAGAAAAUUGCCAUUAAACAAAUGGAUUUAAAUAUCCAACCAAGAAAAGAAUUAAUCAUAAAUGAAAUUUUGGUCAUGAAGGAUAGUCAACAUAAAAACAUUGUUAAUUUUUUGGAUUCUUACCUUAUUGGAGAUUCUGAAUUAUGGGUUAUUAUGGAGUACAUGGAAGGUGGAUCCUUAACGGAGAUCAUCGAAAAUAACGAAUUUAAAUUAAAUGAACGACAAAUUGCCACCAUUUGCUUUGAAACUUUGAAAGGAUUGCAACAUUUACAUAAGAAACAUAUAAUUCAUCGUGAUAUUAAAUCAGAUAAUGUUUUGUUGGAUUCACAGGGGAAUGUUAAAAUCACUGAUUUUGGAUUCUGUGCUAAAUUAACUGAUCAAAGAAACAAGAGAGCAACAAUGGUUGGUACACCAUACUGGAUGGCUCCUGAAGUUGUCAAACAAAAGGAAUAUGAUGAAAAAGUUGAUGUUUGGUCAUUGGGUAUAAUGACGAUUGAAAUGAUUGAAGGAGAACCUCCAUAUUUGAACGAAGAACCGCUCAAGGCAUUGUAUUUGAUUGCUACUAAUGGUACUCCUAAAUUGAAGAAACCAGAGUUGCUAAGUAAUUCAAUCAAAAAGUUUUUAUCCAUUUGUUUGUGUGUUGAUGUGAGAUAUAGAGCUACUACCGAUGAGUUAUUGGAGCAUUCAUUUAUCCAACACAAGUCAGGAAAGAUUGAAGAGUUGGCUCCGUUAUUGGAAUGGAAAAAGAAUCAGGGUCAGGCACAUGAUCAAGGGGAGUAG